AUGUCGACUUACGCAAAGGAGCUCAAUACCAUCAUCAUUGGAGCAGGCCCUGCGGGCAUUGCCAUGGCCUAUCGCUUGAAGCAUGAGCUCGAUUUUCAUGACUUCACCAUUUACGAAAAGCUGGAUGGUGUUGGAGGCACAUGGAGGGCGAACACUUAUCCUGGCUGUGGCUGCGAUCUCCAGUCACACCUAUACUCCUUUAGUUUCAACCCGAACCCCAACUGGUCUAAACAGCUGUGCGAGCAACCUGAGAUUCUCCAAUACCUGGAAGACACCGUGGAUAAGUUCGACAUCCGCAAGCACAUUCAUCCCUCUGUCGAAUGCACCGGAGCGAGAUGGUGCACUGAGAAGUCCAAGUGGGAGGUGAACUUUAAGGACCUCAAGACCAGCGUCGAGUUCUCCCGCUAUGCGUCUGUCUUCGUGUCUGCAGUCGGGGCCAUCUCCUUCCCGAGGGACACUAAGUUCCCAGGCAUGGAAAACUUUCAGGGCCACAUGUUCCACACAGCACGAUGGGAUCACUCUGUCUCGUACUCCAACAAGCGCGUUGCCGUCAUCGGAAAUGGCUGCAGCGCUGCGCAGGUCGUACCAGCCGUGGCCAAGAAGGCCGCCUCUGUGAAGCAGUACGCCCGCAGCGGUCAGUGGUUCCAUGCUCGGCCCAACCGCAACUACACAGAGCUCGAGAAGUUCAUGUUCCGCUGGGUGCCCCUCUGGGAGAAGCUUCUCCGUCUGCGCAUCUUCCUCGAGGCUGACGAGGAGACUACCACCUACUUCCCGACGCCCAGGGGUCUCAAGGUGCGGACCCAGGUCGAGGCCGAGUCCAAGCAGUACAUGAAGUCCAAGACGCCAGAAAAGUACUGGGACCACCUGAUACCAAGGUUCCCGCUGGGGUGCAAGCGCCGCAUCUUUGACCCCGGCUACCUCGACUCCCUCUACCUUCCCAACGUUGACCUCCUUCCCGAGGGCAUCCAGGAGAUCACCGAGACAGGCAUCGUGAGCACCUCUGGAAUACGGGAUGACUACGACAUCAUUGUCCUCGCCACUGGGUUCCAGGUCUCGGAGUUCCUUGUGCCCAUGGAGAUCGUGGGCGCAGAUGGCCGAUCGCUGCACCAGCAGUGGAAGGAAUGCCGUGGCGCCCAGGCCUACCUGGGCACCCACGUCCACAACUUCCCCAACCUGGCCAUCCUCUUUGGCCCCAACACAUUCCCUGCCAAUAACUCUGCGCUGUUUGCGUGCGAGACGCAGGUCGACUAUGCUAUCAAGUCACUCUUUGUGCCCCUGAUCGACCACAGGGCCGAGGUCAUCGAGGUCAAGCAGGCGGUUGAGGACUACACGACAAACGCUAUACACAAGGAGCUUUCCAACACCGUCUUCGCUGGAGACUGUUCCAACUGGUAUAUUGGCAGCUUUGGCCGGAAUGCUGCCUCCUGGCCUGGCAAGGCGGCUUCCUUCUGGGCUAGCACGUACUUCCCAAACUGGUCUGCCUUCAAUCUUAUCGGUGGCAGCAGGUUGUGGCCACUCUAUGCUCUUCGCCGGCAGGGCAGGAUUCCCGAUGUGGCCAGCGGUCUUCGGGCUUGGAUCGCCCAGGUUUCAUAA
Cryphonectria parasitica EP155 is the source of this 1593-nucleotide messenger RNA. Its product is annotated as monooxygenase. The transcript has 4 exons. The record is from RefSeq and is a predicted model, not a curated record. Bases 1 to 1593 code for a protein of 530 amino acids. NCBI's taxonomy places the organism in Eukaryota, Fungi, Ascomycota, Sordariomycetes, Diaporthales, Cryphonectriaceae. Gene Ontology annotation, molecular function: NADP binding; flavin adenine dinucleotide binding; N,N-dimethylaniline monooxygenase activity.